Molecule: messenger RNA, 972 nt
Organism: Emys orbicularis (European pond turtle)
Lineage: Eukaryota; Metazoa; Chordata; Testudines; Emydidae
Gene: TMEM156
Product: transmembrane protein 156
Exons: 6
Source: RefSeq, a predicted model, not a curated record
AUGUGCUUGACUAUGAGAAAAGCAGAUCUCCUGAAAUUAUUAACAGCAAUAAUUAUCAUGUUCAUUGUAUGUUUGCCUGAAUUUUUCAAAACCCAUGAAGCAAGCACUGUGAUUAUAUCAUGCAUGGAUGCUUGUUCAUUAAAUAAUGUCACCUUUCCAGUCUGUGCGUUUAACAAUUCUUCUGAAAGCUUCCUGCAACAAGGAAGUAAAAAACAGACUGUUUUUUUGAAGGUCUUUAUAAAUUACUCUGAUUUUCAAAAUACUCCAAGUAUUUGCCAAGUCUCCAGGACUGAACUGCAACCAUGUAUUUUAAACUCCACCUGUGAAUCCAAGGAUGAUAUGAAUGUUGUUCACCAGGGAUCAAGAUCAGAAGGUAAAGAAAGAGAACAAGGGAAAAGAAGUGCUUAGUUUAGAGAAGUGAGAGGAUCAUUAGAUAUGAAAGCAAAAAAAUUUAUUUCUUUCCAUAAACAUUUCAAUUUCACUGUGGGUUAUGUGAAUGAAGAAAGUGAGGAAUACAACAUUUACUAUAUACUGGAAGUCCUCAUUAGAAAUUCUACAACCAGAAGAGGAAACACUACAGAAGAAAGCAUAAAUCACUCAUGUAUAGCAGCAAUGACGGAAGACCAAAAUGGCUGUAUAAAUAUUUCACUGCAACUACAGCCUUAUGUGGAAAAUACAAUGUGUAUACCGAAGAUCAUUUGGCUUGUUCUGAUUCCAUUUGUUUUUGUGCUUACUGUCAUUACUGUUACCUACAAAGUAUUCCAAGAAAAUAAAAAACACAUCCAUAGCAAAUAUAGAGCAACGGCAGCUUCUGUUAUCCAACAAAAAGACAGCAAAAGCUCAAAAGAAUCUACACCUACUAAUGUUAUUCAGCUCCUUUCAGAGCCCAACCAACGAAGACCCGCAGCUAUCACACAAACAGUAGAGAUAUUGCCUGCAAUUCCUGAACAUGAGCAUUCUCAGCAGGCGUAG